CGUAAAGGACUUCAAUAAAGUAAGAAAAAGGCUUUUAAAGAUUUGUGAAGGAAAAAAAAUAGUAAUAAAGCCCACUAAAUUAAACAUUACACUAACUCAAGGCUAUAUAUAGAUAUAUAUUCUUGUGAAGUCAUAGCAAGAAACCAGAAGAUCAAUCAUAUUCCUUUUGUUACAAUAUUGUAGCAUCGGCACAGCAAUAUUGUUUCAACAACUCAGUUAUUGGAAAUGGUUUUAUUACUAGCCUUAUUACUGCUCUUGAGCACAAAUGGAAUAGAAAGCCGAAAAGUGCUGCUAGUUGAGAGCUUUGAGUACUCAGCCAUCAACUGCAGAGGCCACAGUGCCUCAUUGACUGAUUUUGGAGGAGUUGGCGACGGAAUCACAUCGAACACGGAGGCUUUUCAGGCUGCAAUCAGUCACCUGAGUCAGUUCUCGUCGGACGGUGGAUCGUUGCUCUUCGUCCCGCCUGGGAAAUGGUUGACCGGAAGCUUCAAUGUCACCAGCCAUUUCACUCUUUUUCUCCACAAGGACGCUGUUCUACUUGGUUCUCAGGAUGAAAAUGAAUGGCCGGUGAUUGAACCCUUACCAUCAUACGGUAGAGGAAGGGAUACAGAAGGUGGAAGAUUUAGCAGUCUUAUCUUUGGAACAAAUCUCACUGACGUUAUAAUUACAGGUGACAAUGGCACUAUUGAUGGCCAAGGUGAAUUAUGGUGGCAAAAGUUUCGCAGUAAACAGUUACUAUACACCCGACCGUACCUGAUCGAGCUCAUGCAUUCUGAGAAUAUUCAAAUAUCGAAUCUCACUUUGGUCAACUCUCCAUCUUGGAAUAUCCAUCCCGUUUACUGCAGCAAUGUCAUUGUUCAAGGCAUCACAAUCCUUGCUCCUGUAACUUCUCCAAACACUGAUGGGAUCAACCCAGAUUCUUGCACAAAUACGAGAAUUGAGGACUGUUACAUUGUCUCGGGGGACGACUGCAUAGCAGUGAAGAGUGGGUGGGACGAGUAUGGCAUAGCAUUUGGGAUGCCAACAAAACAGCUCGUGAUCAGACGCCUGACCUGCAUAUCCCCAUUCAGCGCCGUGAUUGCGUUGGGAAGCGAGAUGUCCGGCGGGAUCCAGGACGUCAGAGCGGAGGACAUUGUAGCCAUCAACUCAGAGUCAGGAGUCAGGAUCAAAACAGCAGUGGGGAGAGGAGGCUUUGUGAAGGACAUAUACGUCAGAGGCUUCACAAUGAAAACCAUGAAAUGGGCAUUUUGGAUGACAGGGAAUUAUGGUUCCCACCCUGAUGACAAGUAUGACUCCAAUGCUCUCCCUCUGAUCCAGAACAUAAACUACCGCGACGUGGUCGCGGAGAAUGUGUCGAUGGCCGCCAGAUUGGAGGGAAUUCCCGGUGACCCUUUUACCGGAAUUUGCCUUUCCAAUGUCACAAUUGGACUCGCAAAGAAGCCAAAGAAAUUGCAGUGGAAUUGUACAGACGUGUCUGGUAUUUCGAGUGGCGUGGUUCCUCAGCCUUGCCCGCUUUUGGCUGACCAAGGUCCGGAUGCGGCCACAACAUGUGCAUUCCCAGAAGACACAUUGCCUAUUGAAAAUGUUCAAGUCCAGACGUGCUCUUACAGAAGGGGGUGUUUUUGAUGUGUACAUUUUUAAGUUAAAACAAAUCAAAAUUGGUGGUUGUUAAUUUACUCCGUUUAUGGUUUCCACAAAUCAAUCGGAGCAAUAUAUGUAUAUAUACAUAUACACACAUCAAGAAUUGCCUAAAUCAAUCAGAUUAGUAUAUCAACCACUAUGUUGAUCAUAAUGA
Molecule: messenger RNA, 1795 nt
Organism: Morus notabilis
Lineage: Eukaryota; Viridiplantae; Streptophyta; Magnoliopsida; Rosales; Moraceae
Product: probable polygalacturonase
Exons: 6
Coding region: 226-1626 (466 amino acids)
Biological process (GO): carbohydrate metabolic process
Molecular function (GO): polygalacturonase activity
Source: RefSeq, a predicted model, not a curated record